Molecule: messenger RNA, 3052 nt
Organism: Eucalyptus grandis
Lineage: Eukaryota; Viridiplantae; Streptophyta; Magnoliopsida; Myrtales; Myrtaceae
Product: probable inactive receptor kinase At2g26730
Exons: 2
Coding region: 1199-2824 (541 amino acids)
Biological process (GO): protein phosphorylation
Molecular function (GO): ATP binding; protein kinase activity; protein binding
Source: RefSeq, a predicted model, not a curated record
CAUGUCCACCUGUCAAAAUUAUAUUUAAUUCAGAUUUGUAUGUCUGGAGUAUCAUGGGACUGGCCAUUAUCGUGAGGAACUCCAGAAGAACUUUGUAGUGAAUAUUUUGAUUGGAAGAUAAAAAGGGAUUGUCACUCAAGGUGGACCAAUUCCUUCACUUGAUAUCGCAUUUCUGAUUCAUAAAAGUUUUGGCUAUAGAGAUCAGUAAAAGCAGAGGACUAGCUACGCAUGCCCCGAGAAUGCAGGUUUGCAUGUCUACCAGUCGCGAUAUAAUCCGAAUUUUCUGAUAUUGUAUGCACGCAAACCGUCCGUCAGAAUACAGUACUUUUUCAUCAUGGGUUCUCUGUCAGUUUUCUCUCCCGGUGGGCACAAGUUUCUUACAUUGACACGCAGAUUCUCCCUGACCGUCUAUGCCUUUAUGAAUUUUAAAGAGGCUUAGGCACCUAAAGCUUAUCGCAUGAAAGACUUCUUCGUCGCAUGAGGUUCUCUCAGUGUCCCAUUCAGACAGAUUCUAUAGGAAUAAUUGAACACUACUUACUAUGUUUUUUCUUAUUAUUUACCAGGAACUUCCUUGUCGAUGUUGCCCCGGUCUGGUGCGGUUACGCCAUUCACAACUCUCCAAAUUGUGCCGUAAUAGCAGCGGAUGGUCAAAUUAAUGCACCAUUUGGACCUUUAGAGACCAGUUUAACGCGCAGAUGACAACUGAUAAAGGACAUUGAUCCUUUUUUCUUGACUUCUUCAUAUUGCCGGCAUCCAAUUUUUAAAGAAGAGUGACGCAAUGGCUCGUUGAACUUUAGGCUCAUUACGUAGCGCCUAGUGGCAAUCCCGGCCAGAAUGUCUUUUAAACUAUUGCCAUUGUAAGUUCAGCCAAUUGUCAUUCACAGCUGAUUCAAACACACACAAUCGCCAACCUUGUUACCACCCAAGAACUUACUACCAUUCAGGUAUUAUAAACACGGCACAAGAAAAAUAUCGGGUCCAUUGGUUUCUCGUAGUCUCACCUUGAUUCACUGAAAAUGCAUCGUCCGCCUAUCUCGGUGCUCGCCGUUCUGAUCUUUCUCGUCUUUCCAGUGGCGAGUUCAGUUGAUGAGGUUACCAAGCAGUCGAUGAUUCAGUUCAUAGACAAAGUUUCUCCUGGGAUUGAUCGAGGUUGGAGCUUGUCCACGGAUCCCUGCACCGAUAAGUGGAAGGGCGUGGAAUGCGAGUCGCAAUCAGUGAAAGAUCGUUCUCGAGGAGCUCAACUUCUCAGGGACUCUUUGAUGCCAGUCCUCUCUGCAGGGUCGGGUCUCUCGCUGUUCUUAGCCUCAAGGGCAACAAUCUGGUGGGAGGGAUUCCGGAAGAGAUUGCAAACUGCAAGCGUUUGACGCACUUGUAUUUAGGCGGGAACCGGUUCUCGGGACAACUGCCCGACGCCCUCUGGAGAUUAAAUAACUUGAAGAGGGUCGACGUCUCUGAUAACAACUUCACCGGUCCCUUGCCGAAUCUUGCUCAGAGCUCGGGCAUGACUACCUUCUUUGCUCAGAACAACAAUUUCACCGGAGAACUACCCCAGUUCGACUUUGCCAACUUCGAGCAAUUUAAUAUCUCGAACAACGAUUUCACUGGUCAGAUUCCUGAUGGCGGAGGCCGUUUCCAGGAGAACAGCUUUCUCGGGAACCCGGGGUUGUGCGGAAGUCCGCUGCCCAAUUCAUGUCCGCCCCCUCAACCAGCCAAGAAGAAACAGAAAAACGUGUCUUUCGAAAAGAUUCUUAUCUAUCUAGGCUAUAUGAUUCUCGGCCUGAUCGUUCUGCUCUUCUCGGUCUACAAAAUAGCAAGAAGAUCCAGGAAAAAAGCAGAUGGGGUCGAUGGUGGUAAGGAUAGGAGAGCUGAUGCUAGCAGCAGCAAGACUAAUGGGGCGUCCAGCGAACCAAAGACGAGCGAUAACAGGUCGGAGUACUCGAUAACUUCCAUUGAGAGUGGAAUGAACACGUCAUCACUUGUGGUACUAACGAAUUCUCCUGAGAUGAAGGAUUUGAAGUUCGAGGACUUGCUUAGAGCGCCUGCCGAGCUGCUUGGAAGAGGAAAGCAGGGAAGCCUUUACAGAGUUGUGCUCAGCAAUGGCCUCGUUCUGGUCGUGAAGAGAAUCAAGGAUUCGGGGAUUCCUAGCGAGGACUUUAAGAACAGGAUGCAGAAGGUGGAUCGAGCAAAGCAUCCUAAUGUUUUGCCACCCGUCGCAUUUUAUUGCUCCAAGCAAGAGAAGCUCCUGGCGUAUGAAUACCAACCAAACGGGAGUCUCUUCAAUCUUCUCCAUGGAACACAGAAUGCGCUAGUAUUUGACUGGGGAAGCAGGCUAAGCGUUGCAGCCACGAUAGCUGAAGCUUUGGCCUUUAUGCACUCGGUGCUUCGUGAAGACGGGAUUGCUCACGGCAAUCUAAAGGCCACGAACAUCUUGCUCGACAAAGACAUGGGUCCGUGCAUCAGCGAGUAUGGCCUAAUGGUGGUGGAAAGCCAAGACUACUCUCAAAUUUCCGAUAUAAGAAGCAAUCCUUCUGCUCCGCAUGACGCCUUCAAGGACGACGUAUACGGCCUUGGGCUAAUGCUUCUCGAGCUCCUGACAGGCAAUAUGGUCCAGAACAACGGGUACGAUCUGGCCAAGUGGGUGCACUCUGUGGUCAGGGAGGAAUGGACCGGGGAAGUCUUCGACAGUGUCCUGAUAUCCCAAGGGGCGGAUGAGGAAAGGAUGGUGAGGCUGUUGCAAGUGGCUCUCCAGUGCACAAACCCAUCUCCCGCCGAAAGGCCGAGCUCGAGCCAGGCCGUGGCGCUGAUAGGCUCGAUCAAAGAUUAAGAGGAGCGAUCCCUGUCGUCCGAUUCCUGACAGGAACUCGAGCUGUUCUGGGGGGAGGGGGAGAGAUGUGAAACGGGAGAGCUUGUGGCGAGAGAGAAUUGUUCUAAUGGUGUGAUCCGUGUUGGUGCUGUCAAUUGAUGCAGUUGAGUUUCUGAACAAUGAACGGGGCAGACUACACUUGUUUGUUAUUUGUAUGUAUGGAGAAAUAAUUCUUUUGCUUCAGCAGUG